AUGGUAUCAAAACAGAAAGUUCUGUUGAUCGGGGCCACCGGGAAUACUGGCAAGGACAUCCUCGAAGGACUCGUCGGAGCCGGAAACCUUGCAAGGCAUCUCUUCAUUCCAAGCAGUAUCGAGGUGAUCAUCUUCUCGAGAUCUCAGUCAGCGUCAAGCGACAAAGUGCAACAACUCAGAGACCGCGGCCUGAAAGUAAUCGAUGCUCCCUCCGACGCAACAGCGAGGGAUCUCGCCGCCAUUCUCCAAGCAAUCGACGUGGUCGUCAGUGCCGUCGGACCUCAAGACCAACUCGACCAGUUCAAGUGGAUCGACGCCGCCAAAGAAGCCGGAGUCAAACGUUUUGUGCCUUGCGGAUUCACAACCAUCUGUCCGCGUGGGGAUGUCAUGCUUAUCCACGACGAGAAGGAAGCAGUCCACGACUACCUAUUCAAGGAAAAGCUACCGUACACCAUCAUCGAUGUCGGCUACUGGUAUCAGAUUUCCUUUCCCAAACUCCCUUCUGGCAAGGUGGAUUACGCUGUUGCUGUACCGCUCGACGAAGUAUAUGCUGGAGGCGAUGCUCCCAACCUUCUGGUGGACAAACGGGACAUUGGCAAAUACGUCGCGAGGAUUAUCGGUGACCCUCGAACUUUGAACAAGAGAGUUAUUGCGUAUGGCGAAGAACUUUCUCAGAAUCAGAUUACCGAGAUUAUCGAGAAACUGAGUGGUGAGAAACUGUCUCUCAAACCUGUCUCUGCAGAAGAACUUAGACAACGCACGAAAGAAGCCGUCGACAGUCUUAGGAAAGCAGAAGUCAAAGACUUUGGAUCUCGCGUGGGCGUCUACAUCAAUCAGUACAAGGUUUCCAAAUUCGUCCGCGCCGACAACACCCUUCAGAAUGCCAGCUACCUUGGUUACAUGGAUGCUCAUGAGCUUUAUCAUGACUUCAAACCUACUACAUUCGAGCACUUCUUCCAGGAGACGCUUGAUCAGAAAGGUCAGAAUCCAUUUGCAUAG
Molecule: messenger RNA, 999 nt
Organism: Neohortaea acidophila
Lineage: Eukaryota; Fungi; Ascomycota; Dothideomycetes; Mycosphaerellales; Teratosphaeriaceae
Product: isoflavone reductase family protein
Exons: 3
Coding region: 1-999 (332 amino acids)
Source: RefSeq, a predicted model, not a curated record